GGUCUGACGUCACGGUUCAGUCCAGUUUUACUAAAUCCUCUAAUGUUUUUUUUGUUUGGCGCUUGGCUAAUGAUUUCAAAUGUGAACAAGAAAGCAAACAGUUAAUUAAGGCUCCUCUAUUCGCGUAUUUACGGCACACGGAUCUUCCAAUCCCGCAGCGCUUUCUCCUGCCUGCGGUCACAGCUUGUUGCCAGAACUUCAGUAACGCGGAGACGCCGGAUUUCUUUCUUAUUCAUUCAUGCUCUGCGGCUUUUUCUUCAUUUAUUUCACAUUUAUUUUGCAAAGCAUCACGCUGAGGCGCACGUCCAGUGUUCUGUAGUCUUCCUCCAAAUCCAUCUGUCCUGGUUUAGGCUGUUUUUUUUCUGUGGAUCGUCAGAGAGCACUGAUCCAUCAGCCGACGUUAAGACCUUUGGGCUUUAAGGAUAAGAUUCUUAUUUAUAAACAGUUAUAUAACCAAGUGAACGGGGCUAUAGGCGUUUUGCGCGCACGCCGUUCCUGGAUGUCAGACUUCGUAUUAUCUACAUUAUAAAAAUAUUCUGUUAUAGCAAGCCAGUUCCUGUCCGUGUUCAUGCCAGAUCUGCAGCGCUUCAGUUUUCCAUACCAUAGCAUGAAUCCUUUGUUGGGGGCCAACGCGCAUCUCCAACAGCAUCCGCAGCAGAACCAGGCGCCCGGACACCCGGACUCUCCCUCAGGUCUCCUUCCCGACGCUGUUUUCGGUGCACCGGACCCGGCGUCCCUUCUGCUGGGUGAGCAGCCCGGCCCGGGGCCUGACCAGGCGGGGCCUGACUUCACCGCACCCUCGCAGUCUUCACCUUACAUCCAUCACAGCAGCCACUAUCAGCACCGCCCUGUGCCGCAUCCCCCUGCUGCGAUGGCUCUCAGAAACGACCUGGGCUCCAACAUCAGCGUCCUCAAAACUCUCAACCUGCGCUUCAGAUGCUUUUUGGCUAAAGUGCACGAAUUAGAGCGCAGAAAUAAGAUUCUGGAGAAGCAGCUGCAGCAGGCGCUGGACGCCAACAUGGGCUGCCAAGGUGGAUGCUGUGAGAACCAGGCGCACACCCAGGAGGUAAGCGUGCAGACGGGAUUUGUCGGAACGAUACAGCUUAGGCCCGGCUCCCUGCCCUUCCACAACACCAACAACUCAGCCAGGAGGCCUACGACACUGUUCACAACGCCUCUCGCGCCAGCCCUGCCACCUGCAGCCUCUGAAAACUCGAGUGCAACACAAACAAAUGCCGCUUGUAACCCAGCCAUCACCAUCAGCCUAUCCUCCCCCUGUGUGGACUCCCCGGGAUCUGGCUCUAAAACGGGAACUAACAACAGCACAGGUCCAGGAGCCUCCACCAACCCUCCUCCACGGUUCCUUCCGGGCACAAUCUGGUCCUACAACCACACCCGCAAGUUCGGCCCCGGUGCUGAGCGUCUGACCAGCCCAGGAGUAUCCUGGGUGCACCCGGAUGGAGUUGGUGUCCAGAUUGACACCAUCACCCCCGAGAUAAGAGCCCUGUACAAUGUCCUGGCUAAAGUGAAGAGGGAGAGAGAUGAGUAUAAACGCAGAUGGGAAGAGGAAUACACUAUGAGGAUGGAUCUGCAACAGAAGAUUGCAGACUUACAGGAGGACCUGCAGGAGAGCGAAGGCUGCCAGGAUGAGCUGGUUCGCAGGGUUCAGCAUCUGAAUACGGAGCUGGUUGUCUUCAAAGGGCUCCUGAGCAAUAAUUUGUCAGAUUUGGACAGCAAAAUCCAGGAGAAAGCGAUGAAGGUGGACAUGGACAUCUGCCGCAGGAUCGACAUCACUGCUCGUUUGUGUGAUGUGGCCCAGCAGAGGAACUGUGAAGACGUCAUCCAAAUGUAUCAGGUUCCUAAUAACCAACCAUCGCUAAACUGCCGCCGUAAACAAACCCCUCUAUCCUUUAACGGGAAUGAGUGUGACGAGCCCGUCAGCACCUCCGAAAGUGACGGAGCAGUGGUUAAAGACGAGGAGCACUGUGGAUCUGCUGCUAAUCAGAUCAAUGAGGAGAUGCAGAGGAUGCUAAACCAGCUGCGUGAAUGUGAGUUUGAGGAUGACUGUGACAGUCUGGCGUGGGAGGAGACUGAAGAGACGCUGCUGCUUUGGGAGGAUUUCCCAGGAUGCACUUUGCCUCCAGAUCCCACCCACCCACCGGGAGAGCAGGAGGACUGUCUGGAAAAGGUGAUUAAUGACACAGAAUGCCUUUUCAAAUCUCGAGAGAAGGAAUACCAAGAGACCAUUGACCAAAUUGAGCUGGAACUGGCCACAGCUAAGAGCGACAUGAACCGACACCUGCACGAGUACAUGGAGAUGUGCUCGAUGAAGAGAGGCCUGGAUGUUCAGAUGGAGACCUGCAGGAGACUCAUCACACAGAGCGAAGACAGUCCAUCUGCUGUGCCUCCACCCGCUGAGGAGAGUGAACAGAGAGAGAACGACAAGGCGUCAGUAUCUCCACCUUCUUCCUCGAGCAGUGGGAGAACAUGACACAUGCUCACUCCAGCGUUAACAGCGGCCGUGGUCACGUGAUCUCCAUUGCAUCCAUGACCACACCGACACAAUGGGCGCUGACUACGUGACUACGGCAACACCAUGUUUACGUACUUAUUUGAUGAGUCAUUUCUUUUUCUGGACACUUUGGAAAGUGAGAUGGAAGUGACUGAGCGAGGAAGUCUGUCAUUGUGCUUCAUUUUGUGAUGAUUCAGUAGGUUGAAGGACCUAGGUUCAACUGACUGUAAGUGUGGUUACAGGAAGACAUAGCAUGACUUAUUCAUUAUACACAAACGGACACAAGCUAAAACAAGGAUAAUGUAAGCAUCUUAAACUCAUCUCUGAUCUGCUUUUAUGGUCACUGAAGCUCUAAAAGUUCAAUUCACAUUUACAGGAAUAUUUCCAAGAAACAAUGAAGAUUCAGUCUUAAAAUAAUAUAACACUGAAUUUUUGAAUUUGAAUCUUUAUCCACACAUGUAGGUUUAAUAAGAAGCCACGAGAGAGCAUUUUACUGGCUUGCAGCUGCAUUCACAGUUCACCAUAUCUCUUGCAUAAACGAUAAUAGAAUCACAGGCAAUAGAAUCUGGGGCAAUAAAUGAAAAGUUAAAGAUAAAGGAGAAAAACGCAAACAUUACGUGCAUUUUUACUGGAGCAACAGAGUUGAGUCUUUGACUACCAACAGGCCUCCUUCCAAUAAAGUGAGGUGUUUUCUAGAUAACAAGGAAAAUGUAUGCAAAAACCUUAAAACUUCAGAUUUUCAAGUCAUUUCAAAGUGAUUUAAAAAAAAAAAAACUAAAAUCCUGAGAAGUUGCUCUUCAGAUCUGUGGUGUUUUGUGUUCCUAAGCCUUAAACCAGAUGAUAUAAGAGUUUGUUUCUAUUCUUCUCCUGAAGCCCUUGAUCAAAUAUAACAGAAGUUAAUUGGGAAAGUUGAAUGUCACUCCUCUCACUCGGAUGCCUCCAGUUCAGAAAGUGUACAUGUGUUCGCUUUGACGACCACAUUGUUUGAAAAAUGGCAGUAAAAUGUUGGCUAUAAGAAAGCUGUGGGCCUCCUGGCAGAUUUUUCAUCAGAAUUUUUGUGACAAAUUCUUAAAUAUUUUGAAAAACGUAAAAAUGAGUAGUAGUCGUCUGACCACUGAGCUGGUCGAUUUGGUGCAAGAACACUGUUUCUAUAAUGAUGUGGGAGAAGAUAUGCAUUGACAAAGAACAAUAAUGCAGAAUUUAGUCAAGGAUAACAUGGCAAAAGCAAAAAAUCCAAAAAAUGAAAUCAAGAUUUUGGCCUCCGUAACCUGCGAGCUACAUCUGUGACACAGCGGAGGCUGAUUUGUUCCUUGGCUCAUUUGGACACAUUCGUUUACCCUAAAUCUGUAAAUAAAUGGCCAAAUUAGCUUAUAUUUCCUGUGCAGAUGCAAAAACUUUUAACAAUAAUACAACAUAGUCACAGUAGUAAGUCGCAUGUCUAUAUCACCAUCUUUAUGGUAUCAGCCUGAGGCAGACCAAACCACCCUGCUGUUCACAGAGAAUUCCAACAUUGAUCAUCCUGACGAUGUCGUAGAUGAUGUUGGAGCUCCAAUCAUUUCAUAUGAGUCACAUCUGGAAUACCACAAACACCGUAGUCUGUUUUGAACUUUGUAGUUUGCGGGAAAGGUGAGGGAGCAAUGACCACCGUGUCGCGAGGAAGUUGUUUUUUAGUUUUGAACAUAACCGUAGUCUCUGUCUGCUGCACUUCAAAGACCGACUAAAGUACUGGAUGAUAGAGUCACUCAAGGGUCAUAAUGGGAUUGGUGCAAUACUCUGUGGCCCUCCUGAUGUUAUCCACACAGUUGGUGCUCAGCUUACCCAUGACAAAGACAACCUACACAGUUGGUGGGAGAGAGUGUGACUAUUGCCCUGCAGGUAUGUAUUCGACUGAUUGUACAACAUGUGAACACUGUCCUGCUGGAACAUACACAACUGACUGGAACUAUGAAGACGAAUGCCAUCGCUGCUUUGAAGACUGCAACCCUAAGUUUCAUCUUAAAGUGGUUCAGAACUGCACCAGUACGUCUGAUAUGAAAUGUGACUGCGAGGAUGGUUUUAGAUGCACCAGGUGGACCCGAGAGAGAAACUGCAUGGCUUGUGAAGAAGAUGCCAGACAACUAAAACACAAAUGCUUUAGUGAUUUGUGUUUUAGCAUGUUUUUAGCAUGAUUCCUGCGAUGUUGUAAGCAUGAAGGUGUGUUUAAAGAGCUCAAGGAAGUCUGUCCACAGUUACACACUAAAAAGAAAAAGCAUAAACUUCUAUUAAGGCACAGAAAUCUGUUUGCUCUAUUUAGCUUUUCAGGGGGAAUGAUGGCAGAGGAAAAACAAAGCGUUUUUGAUUUCCUUCUUCACACAUGAUAAAGCCCUACUUCAAAAUAUUUUUAUUUUAGAAAGUUUCACCACAGAAUAUGAUGAUAAUCAUGUAAAACUCCAAAUGUGUGACUUCACAGUUUUAAAUAUUAAGAAAAAGUAACUGUGGCCAAAAAGCUUCACUGCAGAGCUGCUGCAUGCAAUAUGUCAAGAAAGACGAAUGAAUAAAAGAUGCAACUGAGCAACAACAA
This is a messenger RNA of Oreochromis aureus, 5072 nucleotides long. RefSeq names its product intermediate filament family orphan 1b (gene iffo1b). The coding region runs from base 569 to 2491 and encodes 640 amino acids. The transcript has 13 exons. NCBI's taxonomy places the organism in Eukaryota, Metazoa, Chordata, Actinopteri, Cichliformes, Cichlidae. The record is from RefSeq and is a predicted model, not a curated record.